Emiliania huxleyi CCMP1516 is the source of this 1086-nucleotide messenger RNA. RefSeq lists its product as hypothetical. The record is from RefSeq and is a predicted model, not a curated record. The transcript has a single exon. Bases 16 to 660 code for a protein of 214 amino acids. Lineage: Eukaryota; Haptophyta; Isochrysidales; Noelaerhabdaceae.
CAUUCUGCCUGCGAAAUGUCGGGGCUGAAGGUGGGUGAGUUCUUGUCGGCGCCGUCGGUGCGGCGCAUGAGCUCAUUGGAGGCCUUUGACGACGGCGCGUCCAGCGUUGCGGGAGGAACAGACGUGGGCUCUCGCAUCAGCUUCGCGGGCAGCCGCAUCAGCCUCGCGUCAAAUAUGACAAUCGAGGAGUCUUCGCCGUCGCCGUCCGUGGUCUCGAGCGCCGGCUCCGCCCUCUCCGUCGCGGACCGAGUCUCGGUGCUCUCCGAGAGCCUGCGCGACGUCGACCACCAGCGUCGUCGGUCGCACGAGGCGGAGCUCGACCGCCUCACGCGCAGCCUCGAGCCUCCCGGCGCGCGGCUCGAGCGGAUCGAGAGCUGCAGAUGCAGCACGGAGGAGGACCCGCUGCCCGUGCGGCUCGAGGGGAGCUUCGUCGCGGCCGCCUCGCCGGCCGACCUCUCCGCGAGCCCGUCGUCCAGCCCGACGGACGCGGCCAUCGAGCGGCUGCCUGCACUCGCCGCCGCGCUCUCGAUGGACGGGGCGCCGGAGGAGAGGGGGAGGGCGCCUCCGGGCGGCGGGAGCUCGAGCGCCGCCGCAUCGUCCCGCCGCCCCGGCCCGAACAAGCUCCCGGACUGGCUCACGACCCGCAAGGGCAAGCAGUGAGUGGCCCGUGAGAGAGGCCCCGGAGAGGGCCGGUUCAUAAUGCUGCGAUACUGCGCCGCGAACGAGAGACGACCCGCGCCGAGAGCGCCAACCCCACACACCUGCCAAGCCAGCACCCGCCCCCCGCGCGUGUGAAGUGCCGUCCUCUCGGUGAGUGAGAGCGCGGACGCCCGGGAUAGUUAUGAGCGCGGCCGUGUGGGGGGCCGCCCUGGGGCGGGAUCGGGAGCAGGGGCUGGGACAACGCCGUGGCCGCCGGCUCGAGCCGCCGGCCGUGGCCGGGGCGUCCCGUCAUGCGCGUCGAGUUGUAGCGAGCGGCGCGCCGCCUUCUUGAAUGGAUGGAAGGGCUUUAUUGUAGCUAGUUCCCACUACUAACGCAGGUUGGUUGGCCUUGCAUAAAUGUUAAAUCCAAAAUAAAUGGUACGGUAA